Aethina tumida (small hive beetle) is the source of this 417-nucleotide messenger RNA. Its product is annotated as exodeoxyribonuclease III-like. Gene Ontology annotation, molecular function: DNA binding; endonuclease activity; double-stranded DNA 3'-5' DNA exonuclease activity. Bases 1 to 417 code for a protein of 138 amino acids. The record is from RefSeq and is a predicted model, not a curated record. Gene Ontology annotation, biological process: DNA repair. NCBI's taxonomy places the organism in Eukaryota, Metazoa, Arthropoda, Insecta, Coleoptera, Nitidulidae. The transcript has a single exon.
AUGUCUAGUUCAGGUCCAGGCAGUAUAGCCGUGUUAUCCUGGAACGUAAACGGUUUUAAGACGAGAAGGAUGGAUCUGGAGGAUCUCAAAGUGGAACAUUCUCCGGACGUCCUAUGUCUGCAGGAGACUAAAACCCCUUCGGACAGCAGGAUGGCGCUCCUAGGCUAUAACGUCUACAGAUAUGAUAGAGACACUCCUUACGGAGGGGUCGCUAUCCUUAUUAGACCAGGAGUCGCCCACUGUUUUCUGGGGACGGAUUCGGGAAUCACGAUGGAUAACAUCUUCAUUGAGCUGAGCACUGUAGAUGGUCCUGUCAAGAUCACCUCUCUACAAGCCCCCGCUACAAUAGCUAGACCGAGAGGACAUCCGGUUACUGGUUGGAUCAGAUGUGCCAGCGAUAGCGCUGGGAGACCUUAA